Aspergillus clavatus NRRL 1 is the source of this 1869-nucleotide messenger RNA. RefSeq lists its product as uncharacterized. Gene Ontology annotation, molecular function: protein binding. Bases 1 to 1869 code for a protein of 622 amino acids. The record is from RefSeq and is a predicted model, not a curated record. NCBI's taxonomy places the organism in Eukaryota, Fungi, Ascomycota, Eurotiomycetes, Eurotiales, Aspergillaceae. The transcript is spliced from 2 exons.
AUGCCAGCCAUCCCACGAUCUUCGGACGUAGAUAGUGCUUUACCUCUUGAUCUGGAAGCACCGACACGACUCUCGCCACCUCGACCGCCCGGCGACGAGCCUGGGACCGCUCGUCAUGCUGGACCACUUUUGCCAGAAGUGCAGUUGCACAAAUUCGGCGGCAGCAUCGUGAAUUCUGUGACUGUCCACCGGCUUCCUGGCGGUGCUGAGGGUUUGGCAGAUGAGGAUGUCAUGAUUUUGAGUAACAACGACAAGACCGUGACAAUCUAUUCUCUGACGCGAUCGAAAGUCCUCAAGGUUCUUCACCACCAAGCAUGCAUGAACUACGCUAUCAUAUCGCCGGACUCGACUCUUCUUGCUGCGGUCGGAGAUGACACUCGUGCAUACUUUUAUCGUAUCACAUGUAAUGCAGAGACCACAUUCGAGACGGAAGAUGGUGAGAUGCUUCCUGCAUGGGAUUGGGAGCUCAUUCGCUGCAUAGAGAUGGACAUUGGCACUCGUUUUGACGACGGAUGUUGCUUCACGAUUGCAUUCUCUCCCUUCAGCCGAUUGUGUGCGAUUGGAUCGCAGUCCGGAGUCAUCACUGUAUUUGACGUAAAAACGGUUCGGGACAUCUCUGGUGAGCCAGACGGUAAGAAUGCAAUAAUAUGUCACUUCAACUCCUCCAGAGCCUGUUGCAGCGGUGGCGCUGUGAGAUGCAUGGCUUUUGCGCCGGAACCCUGGGACCUUUUGGUUUGGCUCGAGGAUAAGGGACGAGCUGGGGUUGCAGAUGUCCGCCAGGCUUUCAUACGCAGGCAAGUUCUAAACUUGGACAUGAACGACCCAAACUUGCAAGAAAUACACACGGAGCCAAUCCUUGAUGACACUGAAGACCUGGAUUAUGACCUCGAUGGUCGGCUUUUCCCCGAGACUCGGCGUGAGAUGGAUGCGUCCCAGCGGGCUAUUCUCGAUUCAAUCGAGCGCUCUUCAAACGAGCGAGGAAAUGGAGUGGAUAAUUCUCCUUUACGUGAGAGCUUGAUACAGGACCUCACGCAGAGAGAGAGACUGAUUGUGGAAUUCAUGAAUACAGCACGGUGGACAUCGCGACUGGAAGAAGGCUUGACUGAGCGGCGAGCCAGAAACGCCCAACCGCAUCCUGUACCUCGUUCACGGUUUCAAGGUUCCACAGAGGGCCCUCACCGAGCAUCCCGUCCCACAUCACCUUUACGUCGCAGUGACGCUCUACAUGACCUGUUUCGGGACAAUUAUCUUAGCCAUACGGGAACUGGCGAUCAUAGCUCCAAUACCGGACGCGAUAGCUCUGUGAUACCUCCACAAGAACAUUCCGACAUCACUAGUAGGACGGCCGAGACAGGCUCCGUCCCUGAUCCCCAACCGAAUAUUACUCUAAGCUGGACAGCUUCCCCAUCAGAACUUCGGUCCGCUGUGUUGAACGAUCGCUUGCGCGCUGCCGACUCCAGUACAGAUACUUCGAGCAGUCUGAAUAGUGAAGCUGGACAAGGGAGCCGUGCCCAUGAGACCUCCACUCGUUCCUCCACCAACGUCGAUUACCCUAGCACCUUGCGGCCAACAGCCGCCGAAAUUCGGCAUGAUAUGGGCCGACUCUCGACAUCGGAGCUGAGAACCAAUGUAGCUGCAGAGCGUCUUCGACGGCAGCGGCAGAUGAUCAACGAAGCACACAACCGCAACAACCAACGGGAACAACGAUAUCGGCAGCAGUUACUGGGAUUCGAACAGACCCGGUCUCCCAGAUGGAUUCGAAGUGUUUUGAACGAAAUCCCAGAUCGUGGCUUAGGAACUGGAAACAGAGAUCAGGAACAAGGUAGCACAGCUGGACUUGGCUGGGGUGCUGAUGGUAGGACAUUGUAA